AUGCCGCCAAAGUUUGAUCCGUCACAAGUCGUCGAUGUUUACGUCCGCGUCACCGGUGGUGAGGUUGGAGCAGCGAGUUCUCUCGCUCCGAAGAUCGGGCCACUCGGUCUCUCUCCGAAGAAGAUCGGAGAAGACAUAGCCAAGGAAACGGCGAAGGACUGGAAGGGUCUUAGAGUCACAGUCAAGCUCACCGUACAGAACCGUCAGGCUAAGGUCUCCGUGGUUCCUUCCGCCGCCGCUCUGGUAAUCAAGGCGCUGAAGGAGCCUGAACGUGACCGUAAAAAGGUGAAAAACAUUAAGCACAGCGGGAAUAUUUCACUCGAUGACGUGAUCGAGAUCGCGAAGGUUAUGCGCCCUAGGUCCAUGGCUAAGGAAUUGCAAGGAACUGUGAAGGAGAUCCUCGGAACUUGUGUUUCUGUUGGCUGUACUGUCGAUGGAAAAGAUCCCAAGGAUUUACAGCAGGAAAUUGCUGACGGAGAUGUUGAGAUUCCUCAGGAUUGA
This is a messenger RNA of Lactuca virosa, 501 nucleotides long. The record is from the annotation of a GenBank genome assembly. Lineage: Eukaryota; Viridiplantae; Streptophyta; Magnoliopsida; Asterales; Asteraceae.